AGGGCAGCGGGCGGGGCACCGAUGGGCGAGCGAGCCCGGGCGGUUGCGCUGCGGCCCGGCCGGCUUCCUCAGCGGAGCCCCGCUGCUGCUGGGCGCCAUGAGCGGACGGCAGAGAACGCUCUUCCAGACGUGGGGCUCGAGCCUCUUGCGAGGCGCCGGCGCUCCGGGCUGCGGCCGGGCGCCCUCGCCUGCAGUGGCGGAGGCGCUGCCGGAGGAGGAGGACGACGACGAGGCGCUGCUGCUGGCGGCGUGUGAGGCGGAGCGGAGGCUCGAUCCCGCGGACGCCGGCUUCUGCGCGGCCGCGGGCGCCCUGUGGAUCUACCCCACCAACUGCCCGGUGCGCGACUACCAGCUGCACAUCUCCAGGACCGCGCUGUUCUGCAACACCCUGGUGUGCCUGCCCACCGGCCUGGGGAAGACCUUUAUUGCCGCCGUGGUCAUGUAUAAUUUCUACCGCUGGUUCCCUUCCGGCAAGGUGGUCUUCAUGGCACCUACGAAACCCCUGGUGACGCAGCAGAUGGAAGCCUGCUUUCACGUGAUGGGCAUUCCGCAGUCCGACAUGGCUGAAAUGACAGGUUCAACUCAAGCCCUCAACAGGAAGGAGAUAUGGUGCAGCAAGAGGGUCCUUUUUCUUACACCUCAGGUCAUGGUGAAUGACCUGACUAGAGGGGCUUGUCCUGCUGCCCAUGUAAAGUGUCUCGUGAUUGACGAAGCUCAUAAGGCUCUUGGGAACUACGCCUACUGCCAGGUUGUAAGGGAACUGGUCAAAUACACAAAUCACUUUCGAGUCUUGGCUCUUAGUGCUACACCAGGUAGUGAUAUCCAGGCUGUGCAGCAGGUGAUUACUAACCUGCUGAUUGGGAAGAUAGAGCUUCGUUCUGAGGAUUCUCCGGAUAUUUUGCCUUAUUCUCAUGAAAGACGAGUUGAGAAGCUUGUUGUUCCCCUUGGGGAAGAACUUGGAGCCAUCCAAAAGACGUACAUCCAGAUUUUGGAAGCAUUUGCCAGUUCUUUGAUUCAUAGAAAUGUUUUGAUGAAAAGAGAUAUUCCCAAUCUAACAAAAUACCAGAUAAUUUUGGCAAGAGAUCAAUUUAGGAAAAACCCAUCCCCAAAUUUUGUGGGAAUUCAGCAAGGCAUAAUUGAGGGAGAGUUUGCUAUCUGUAUUAGUUUAUAUCAUGGUUAUGAGUUACUGCAGCAAAUGGGAAUGCGAUCAUUAUAUUUCUUCCUUUCUGGAAUCAUGGAUGGAACCAAAGGAAUGACACGGGCAAAAAACGAGCUCAGCCGAAAUGAGGACUUCAUGAAGCUCUACACUCACCUGGAGAAUGUGUUUGCUCAUGUGCGAGAUCCCUCAGCAGCUAGCAAUGCUGAGACUUUGCAGAAAGGAAAUAAAGAAAAAAAAUUCUUCUAUAGUCAUCCAAAGUUAAAGAAACUAGAAGAAGUUAUAAUUGAACACUUCAGGUCAUGGAAUGCUAAAAAGACCACUGAAAACGAACACCACGAGACCAGAGUUAUGAUCUUCUCAUCAUUUCGAGAUAGUGUUGAGGAAAUUGCAGAAAUGCUCUUACAGCAUCAACCCAUUAUUAGAGUGAUGACGUUUGUUGGCCAUGCUUCAGGGAAAAACACAAAAGGUUUUACACAGAAGGAACAACUAGAGGUGGUAAGACAGUUCCGUGACGGUGGCUAUAACACGCUGGUUUCCACCUGUGUUGGAGAAGAAGGCUUGGACAUAGGGGAAGUCGAUCUUAUAAUAUGCUUCGAUGCCCAGAAGAGCCCGAUUCGCCUCAUACAGCGCAUGGGUAGGACUGGCCGCAGACGGCAAGGCAGGAUUGUCGUUAUCCUGGCUCAGGGACGGGAAGAGCGUACAUAUAAUCAGAGUCAGUCAAACAAAAGAAAUAUUUAUAAAGCAAUUUCAGGCAACAGACAGGUGCUUCGUUUUUACCAAGGAAGUCCACGAAUGAUUCCUGAUGAAAUCAAUCCCAAAUUACACAAGAUGUUCAUCACACAUGGCGUCUAUGAAAGCGAGAAGUCCCGGAAUAUACAGCAGAAGUUGUUUUCCUCAAGGGGUGGAAUGAAGGCUAGAAAUUCAAAUAAAGAUGGACUCCUAUCAGAAGAGGAAUUUAACCUAUGGAACAGACUCUAUAGGUUAGGAGACAGUGACACCGUUAAAGGAGUGGUGUUGCCUCAGUCUCGCUUCCUGUCUUUACAGGAGGGUGCAGCGACUCAAGAAGCAGCUACUGGGAUUCAUCAGCUCUCUCUCUCUGAAUGGAGUUUGUGGCAAGAUCACCCACUUUCCACCUACCAAGUGGACCACUCAGACCGGUGCCGCCAUUUUAUAAGCAUUAUGCAAAUGAUAGAAGGAAUGAAGCACGAAGAGGAUGAAUGCAGCUAUGAAUUGAAAAUUAAACCUUUUCUACAAAUGCAGGACGUCAUCCCAACAUAUACUCCAAGGGAUGGAUAUAAUAAUCCAGUCAGUGGCACCAGGAUCACUCACGAGAAAUCUUCAUUUAGACAGAGUAUCAGUGAAGGAAGUUCCUCCUCGGUACUGGAGUCUGGUGAAGGGUGUGCUGAGAUUGCUAAACAGACGGAUUCAGAAUGCACUGAAAUUACUUCUCCAAGGGAAGAAGCUUCUGGAGCAAUGGGAAAAGACCAGACUAGUGAGCAAAACGACGAUGGUGUCGAAUCUUUAGACACUGACAGAGACUGCCCUGCAGAAGCAGCCUCUGGGCUCGCCCCACCCAAGGGUGAAAGGAGGUUGGAGGCGGGCGUAGAUGGAAUCACCGUCAUGGGUACUGAAGAUGAUGGCCCUGCAGCAGCAGUACUAACUCAUUGUCAGGUUACGAAUAAAUCACUUGCCAGAUACUCAUUAGAUUCUGGUUAUAGUAGUUUCAGCGAUGAGAAAUCCAUUUUACCAAAUUUAUUUCUUCCAUUGGAAGAAGACCUGUACACAGAUGGAGCGGCUGAAGAGAUUUAUAAUUGUCGUCCCAUGACAGGAGAGGUACUAGCUAAUGUGGAGAGAUUUUUGUCCCAUUCUCCCCCAUCUCUCAGCGAACUCUCAGACUUGGAGUAUGAAGUUACUCAGGGUUUUGAACUUGACCAUGCGACCUGCUCACCCUACUCAGAGCAAGAAGACAGUCAUAAACCCGCUUCGCUGAUGUCACACUCGUCUGUGAAUUCUCCACAAAAUUUAGAAUUGAAUUCAGCUAAACAUACUGGUCGGCCUUCUGAAAACUAUUGUCUCUUUGGUACAACUGAUGAAGAGAUUUCUGAUCAGCCCCCUUUCUUUGAGUCUGAUAAUAAGGCCCAUAAUAAUACUAAAAAUAAAAAUUUAGCAUCUGAAAGCUAUGGUCAAAUACAAGUAAACCAUGAAAAUAAUUUAGUUGGCAAAAAUAGCCAUGAUGACAGUGACCCUCCAGUACUGUUCUCUGAUGAGGAUGAGAGUUUACUGUUAUUUGAAGAUGGUAUUGAGGAGUUAAAUGGUGGGGGCCCUCCUCUCUUGAACAGUAAUAGUCAGCCCCUCAGUGUGUCAGAGAAGACUCUCACAACUGAACUGCCUCCAGUGUCUCACUUCAUCAUUUCUGAUGAACUUUUGUCAGAUGGUGAUUCUGAACCUGAACAUCAAAUCACCUGUGAUGCCAAGAGUUGGCAGUCUCACGAAGGCUUGAGCGAUAAGCAUGAAGAGCUAAACAGCGAAGGACACACUUUCGACUGCUCUGGGGAUUUAUUUUCUGUUACCUUCGACUUGGGGUUUUGUAGUUCAGAUUCUGAGGACGAGAGGAGUAGCACACGGGGAGCAGCUGGUCUGCCCGGAAGGCACUCAGGCCCCCAGGUUAAGGAUGCCUCUGAUGCUUCAGACGCCCCCGGUGCAGCCAGAUCACCAAGCCCAACUGGAGAAGCGCAGUCUUCCCGUUCCGCAGAGAAUAAGGAGCCUACGUCUUACCGCCUUGCCCCGUGCUUGCCCGUGAAGGACAGAGUUAUGAGUACGCCGCUUUCCAAAUCAAACAUGUUGAACCCACAUUCUAAGACACGGGCAGACAUGCUUAAGACACCAGAUUCCACCAAGGAAAAAGCACACGUGCAGGGUUUCAAAGUGACACUGAAUCCAAGAUUUGACGAUUUAGAAGAGACCAAAAGCAGUGAUCAGAUCUUUCUGCGGCAGUCCCCUCAACGCACUCCAGUUGAACAUGUAACUAGUGAAAGUGAAGAUGAUGUUUUCCUGAGAAAAACUAAAAAACCAAAAGGAAAUGUCCUGAAGUCCCCUGAGGAUCAGAAAAACAGUGAAGUUGAUUCACCUAUUCAUGCUGUUAAAAAGUCCAGGGUUCUUAGGCCAGAAUUUUCAUCUAGUGAUGAGAGUGAAGAUUUUCAAAGACCAUGUCCACGAUUGAAAGAUUUCAAGGAUUGUAACAGUAACAGAAAAGUCCAAAAGAAACGAAAUCAUGUAAAGACGAUAGCUUGGAAGUUUUUAGAUGAUGAAGCAGAAGUUUCUGAAGAGGAUGCAGCCUGCGUCUCAUCAGAUGAGGAUGAGGGGUCCGAGAACGAGCAGGAUUCCUCACUACUCGACUUCCUAAAUGACCAGACCCAGCUUUCACAGGCUGUAAAUGAUUCUGAAAUGAGAGCUAUUUACAUGAAAUCUGUACGCAGUCCAUUGAUGAAUAAUAAGUAUAAAAUGGUCCGUGAGAAACAUAACAACAUGAACAUUUUUUCACAGAUUCCUGAGCAAGAUGAAAACUAUUUAGAGGACAGUUUUUGCGUUGAUGAAGAGGAGUCUUGCAAAAGUCAAUCAAGUGAAGAAGAAAUUUGUGUUGAUUUCAACUUAACUAAAGAUUCCUUUACAGAUGAGAACAGAAGGUACAAAACCCGGUAUGCAGUAAAGCUCAAACAAAUGAGCACGAAAGAAAACUGUGCACAGCCAAAGAGGAAAUUAGCUAGAAUCAUCCUUCCAGACAGUGAUUCAAGUGAGGAGGACAACAUUGUGAAUGACAGAGAAGGCUCUGGUCCUGAUGGCAGGCCUACUGACAAGCACAAACAGCCGGGCCGGCAUUGCAGUUUAGGGCCUUCUGGGUCUUCACUGCAGCCCAAGGUCCUUUCCAGUCCAACAGUGAGCCAGUCACCCAAGCCGGGACGGCAGGGGGUACCGGACGUGAUGGGUACCACUCCUGAAGUGUUGGACCUCAAGGCUCAGAGCCAUAGUAGAAUCAAAUCUACUUCCCCGCCAUCUGCUAGUGUUGAGUCAAGGAAGGAGUGUGGGGAGCAUCCAAUUCAGUUGAAGGUUGAUGACCGUGAGGACAGUGGCGUCCAGGCAGCACCCUCUUCUCACUCACUGCUGCCUGCGUCUGAGGGCCACCCAGCCCCUACACGUCCACAGGAAGGCAGUAGAGCUUGCGUCCUUGUAGACAGUCGUGAAAUCGCCUCCGGUUUAGGAGUCAUUUCUGCGCUGAGAACAGUUCACGGGUUACAAGUAGAGGUUUGUCCUCUCAACGGCUGUGAUUAUAUCGUUAGUAGCCGCAUGGUUGUGGAAAGGAAGUCUCAGUCUGAAAUGUUGAAUAACAGCAGCAAGAACAAGUUCAUCGAGCAGAUCCAGCGCCUGCAGAGCAUGUUUCAGAGAAUAUGUGUCAUCGUGGAAAAAGACAGACAAAAAGCAGGAGACACAUCAAGAAUGUUUAGAAGAACGAAGUGCUAUGACAGUCUUCUGACCACCUUAGUUGGCGCUGGAAUCCGAAUCCUCUUCAGCUCUGGACAAGAAGAAACUGCAGAUUUACUAAAGGAGCUAUCAUUGGUGGAACAAAGAAAGAAUGGUGGUAUUCAUAUUCCUGCAGUGCUAAAUACUAGUAAAUGUGAAGCGCUUCAGUUCUACUUAAGUAUUCCCAGUGUAAGUUACAUAACUGCCUUAAAUAUGUGUCACCAGUUCUCAUCAGUGAAAAAGAUGGCUAACAGUUCACCUAAAGAAAUCUCUACAUGUGCACAAGUAACUCAUCAAAAGGCUGAGGAGAUCUAUAGAUAUAUUCAUUAUAUAUUUGACAUGCAAAUGUUACCAAGUGAUCUUAACCAGGAUAGAAUGAAAUCGGAUACAUGCUCAGCAGUCAAAAAAUGACUAUGAAAGAACUCUCACAUUAAAUGUACUUCAAGAAUCAUUGUACUUUUGUGAUUAUCAGUGUAAAAUAUGUGAAUAUUUCAUCUCUUAAAGAUAUCUUUAUAUUGUAUGUUUUUAUUUAUAGACUAUAUAAUUUAUUGUUUUUAAAAGGAAGUCUUUGAUGUUCCAUAAUCAUUUUGAUUAGACUGUGAAACAAAAUUUUCCUGAAUAAAAAGGCUGUGCAAAGUA
Messenger RNA from Meriones unguiculatus (Mongolian gerbil), 6313 nucleotides. RefSeq names its product FA complementation group M (gene Fancm). The record is from RefSeq and is a predicted model, not a curated record. NCBI's taxonomy places the organism in Eukaryota, Metazoa, Chordata, Mammalia, Rodentia, Muridae. Gene Ontology annotation, molecular function: nuclease activity; four-way junction DNA binding; four-way junction helicase activity. Gene Ontology annotation, biological process: interstrand cross-link repair; replication fork reversal; double-strand break repair via synthesis-dependent strand annealing. The coding region runs from base 98 to 6085 and encodes 1995 amino acids. The transcript has 23 exons.